Perkinsus marinus ATCC 50983 is the source of this 732-nucleotide messenger RNA. RefSeq lists its product as hypothetical. The coding region runs from base 1 to 732 and encodes 243 amino acids. Lineage: Eukaryota; Perkinsozoa; Perkinsida; Perkinsidae. The transcript has a single exon. The record is from RefSeq and is a predicted model, not a curated record.
AUGCGUGCGAUUCUAACUAGUUCACUCUUGGCCACGACUCUUGGCUUUAGCGGCAAGUCUUUCAGUGCUGUUGCUUCCGAGGAUGGUGGUACGGAUAUGUGCAGCAUGGCAUGCAACCAGACGCUAGGUUGUGAUCAAUCCUACUGCAAAAACAACGGGCUGUGCUUCGGUCUCUACCAUAAAGGCAACGCCUACUGCUAUCAGCCAGGAGGUGCUGAUGGUUGUGAUGAUACCUCUCUGGAGCCCGUGAAGUGUACUGAGUAUCCCCUCACCACGUGUCAAGAUGUCUGUGACCGCCUCGUUGGUUGCAAGGAUUCUGCCUGGGGUUCUUAUUGCAAGUCGUGGCAGGAUCCUCCGGUAUGCUUCGGUAUACUGAAGAUGUAUGAUGGCAGUCUAUGCUAUCAGUCUGACCCCAACUGUGUUGGUGAACCAUUUGAGUGUCAUUUCACCGUCGGUCCGGUUCAGCCUACUAUCGCCCCUAGCAAGCCCUCUACUAUGCCUCUUCCUGAAUACAACACGACCACUCCACAGACUAUGCCAGGAUUCGGAGGACAAGGCCAGCCUACGACGGCGCCAGGCACUACGUUCUCGACCGUCGAGGUUGAGCCCACUGUAGGUCCAGCUGUUGUCACCAAAACUGGUGUUCCUAUCUGGACCAUGGAGGUUCCCACCAACAUGACCAAUACGACCGCGGCCCCUGGUGGUGGUUUCUUUAGUUGGUUCGGUUUUUGA